This is a messenger RNA of Elgaria multicarinata webbii, 1337 nucleotides long. RefSeq names its product spectrin beta chain, non-erythrocytic 1-like. The transcript has 8 exons. Gene Ontology annotation, molecular function: protein binding; phospholipid binding. Bases 20 to 733 code for a protein of 237 amino acids. Lineage: Eukaryota; Metazoa; Chordata; Lepidosauria; Squamata; Anguidae. The record is from RefSeq and is a predicted model, not a curated record.
UUCUGCAAAUCACCAGAGUAUGGAGGGAUUCCUAGAAAAGAGGGACCAGAUCCUUCCAGGAAGGAAACAGCCAAAGACAAGGGCUUGGAAUACAUAUUAUGUUAUACUUGGACAACAAAAACUUGACUUCUACAAUGAUGAAAAGGAAACAUCCCAGGUAGAUAUAACUCCAGUCUUGUCAAUCAGCACUGCUGGAGCCUUUUGUGAAAGAUUAACAAACUAUUCUAGGAAAGAACAUGCCUUCAGCUUAAGGCCAACUGAUGGAUCAGAAUACUACUUUGCAGCACCUUCUCAGAAGCUAAUGGAGGAUUGGAUGCAAGCAUUAUUAAAUACCUUGGACUACCACAGCAACCAAUAUUCCUUACAGAAGGAAUUACCAGUCAGCACAAAUGCGGCAAGGCCUCAGAUAAAACCUUGGAUCUCUGCAAUUGGGGGUUCCACUGAAAGGCAGGUUACCAAAGGUCUCCUUCCCAGGAGAAAUCCUUCCUUCAGAGUUAAACAAGUAAAGAGGCCUUUUGAAAGUUCUCAUGAAUCAGAAGUAUCGACACAUGAUUUUAGCAUAACCUUUGCUCAGAAUUCUGAAGACUCAGGAGCCAAAGCACAACUCACAACGGAAGAAGCAAAGAGCGUAUACAAUCCGCAGACUCCAGGGAGAAAAGAGCUAGAGGCAGAUUUCAUGAAGCAGAAGAAAAAGAAAGACAACGUCUUUAGAAAGCUUUUUACCAAGCAAUAGCAAAAGGAAGAGAAUGCUCCAGUUUUCUGCAUAUGUUGGGUUCUUCUCUUCACUGCACCCUAUUGCCUUCAGGUUUAGCUAAGAUCCAGACCGGGUAUACACAGAAUAGGUCUUCCAAAUAAAAAACACAAUGAAAUUGUGCCACUGCCAAUAAUUAAUCCCAAUUCUAAUUUAUUCUGCAUUGUAGGCUAUUUUGGACUCUAUGUGUUUGAAGGACAUAAAAGUGUAACUGUAGGAAUGGUCAAUAACAAAUAUAUCAGUGACUCUCAACAUGCUCAUUACAUUUAGCAGGAGCUAAAGAGCCUAAGAAGCGAAAACUUAACCCUAAAUCACAUGAAGGGGUCUCCAUGAGCUCAUGAUGUUAGGCUCAUCCCAAAUAUCAUGUGUCUUCUCCAGCCUCAUCCUUAGAUAGUUCUUUUAAAAUUCUGACUGGUUCCGCCUGAAACUUGGGGCAGAUUUACUGCCCCGCUGACAUUAGAGCCACCAGCUCCCAUGGCAUCCAUGAUUGAGUGCCUCUUGCAUAGGACUUCCAUGUGAUCAAGAUUCCAGACUAGGUAAGUCUGCACUCCUAGCUCUCUACGUGCAUAAGCUUCCCUGUGCAGCC